UCGGGACAAAAUUCAACAUGGCGUCUGGAGGAGGUAUUAUCAAAGGAGUCAAAGGUUUUUUCCAAAAACCAGCUGUAAAAACUGUCGUGAAAACCCUGUUUCCGGAUCCUAUGGCGAAUUUCAAGUAUUCAGAAGUUUUGUGGAACUUUAGAAAUAAGGAAACCCUGGAGCAAUGGACGCUUAUCACAGAUGAGCAGUUUGGUGGCAAAUCUACAGCCGAGUUUGUACGAAGUCCAGGCGGAAAAGCUGUGUUUAAAGGGAAUAUUUCUACUGAAUUACCCGCAGCCACGAAUGUUAAAUACAGUGGUAUGUGCUCUAUCAGAUCACAGCCACAAAGGGAUAGGAAAGGAGAUGUGACAGCAAAUGAAGUAGCAGAUUAUGAUGGUAUUGUUGUAAGAUUAAGAGGAGACGGUAGAACCUAUACACUUAAUGUUCAGACAAAGGGCAUCAGGGAUGACGAUAUACAUCAGUCUUUUUUUCACACAAGAGGAGGACCAUACUGGGAGAUAGUGAGGCUGCCAUUCACAAAGUUUGUUCUAACCAAUGCGGGAUACUUACAAGAUCAACAGAUGUAUUUUCCAAGAAUACGCACAGUUGGUUUCACAUUAGCAGAUCACAACACUGGUCCAUUUCACCUGGAAAUUGACUAUAUUAAACUGGUCAUGUUUAUGUACCAGCCCAAACAUUUCAAAUACCACUAUCAAAGUAAAGCUUGAGUAUUUUGUAGGUCAAUUACAAAUGGUUAACUCAGGAAGCUAUGUUCCAAUUUUUGGGGUCAAAAUCCAUUGAAUCCCCAAGUGUUGUCAAAGAAUCAAAAUUAAGGUUCCCCCUCACUUACUAAACCAAAUCUCAAUCUUUCUAAGCAAGUUUAAAUGGUCCAAUUUGGAUUUCCAUGUUUGGUGGUCACGCCUUUCAACAGAGACAAGGCUAGAGUUGACUUUGCUGUGAAACACAAUCUGUUACUUUUCGAAUGUAAAUUAUGCUGUUAUCACACUAACUAGUUUCUCAUCUCUAUCAUAAUAAAGUCAACCCAAACCUCGUUUCCAUGUAGAGGCUUGGUUACAUUUCACAGAACA
Molecule: messenger RNA, 1076 nt
Organism: Orbicella faveolata
Lineage: Eukaryota; Metazoa; Cnidaria; Anthozoa; Scleractinia; Merulinidae
Product: complex I intermediate-associated protein 30, mitochondrial-like
Biological process (GO): mitochondrial electron transport, NADH to ubiquinone; mitochondrial respiratory chain complex I assembly
Cellular component (GO): mitochondrion
Source: RefSeq, a predicted model, not a curated record